Messenger RNA from Myotis lucifugus (little brown bat), 8146 nucleotides. It is a transcript of the gene TENM3, whose product is annotated as teneurin transmembrane protein 3. The record is from RefSeq and is a predicted model, not a curated record. Gene Ontology annotation, molecular function: protein homodimerization activity; protein heterodimerization activity; cell adhesion molecule binding. Gene Ontology annotation, cellular component: neuron projection; membrane. Bases 42 to 7991 code for a protein of 2649 amino acids. Gene Ontology annotation, biological process: neuron development; heterophilic cell-cell adhesion; signal transduction. NCBI's taxonomy places the organism in Eukaryota, Metazoa, Chordata, Mammalia, Chiroptera, Vespertilionidae. The transcript is spliced from 26 exons.
CGCCGCCCCCAGGACCCAUGUGCGCCCGGAAGGAAUGAAGCAUGGAUGUGAAGGAGCGGAGGCCCUACUGCUCCCUGACCAAGGGCAGGCGCGAGAAGGAGCGGCGGCACACCAACUCCUCGGCCGACAACGAGGAGUGUAGGGUGCCCACGCAGAAGUCCUACAGCUCCAGCGAGACGCUCAAGGCCUUCGACCACGACUCCUCCCGGCUGCUCUACGGGAACAGAGUGAAGGACCUGGUUCACCGGGAAGCGGAUGAGUACAGCAGACAAGGACAGAAUUUUACCCUAAGGCAGUUAGGCGUGUGUGAACCAGCAACUCGAAGAGGACUGGCCUUUUGUGCGGAAAUGGGGCUGCCCCACAGAGGUUACUCUCUCAGUGCAGGGUCCGACGCCGACACCGAGAACGAAGCCGUGAUGUCCCCGGAGCACGCCAUGCGGCUGUGGGGCCGGGGCGUCAAGUCCGGCCGCAGCUCCUGCCUGUCCAGCCGGUCCAACUCGGCCCUCACCCUCACCGACACGGAGCACGAGAACAAGUCGGACAGCGAGAGCGAGCAACCUGCCAACGGCCAAGGCCAGUCCACCCUGCAGCCGCUGCCCCCGCCCCACAAGCAGCACGCGGCCCAGCACCACCCGUCCAUCACCUCCCUCAACAGAAACUCCCUGACGAACAGGAGGAACCAGAGUCCGGCCCCGCCGGCUGCGCUGCCCGCCGAGCUGCAAACCACACCCGAGUCCGUCCAGCUGCAGGACAGCUGGGUCCUUGGCAGUAAUGUCCCACUGGAAAGCAGGCAUUUCCUAUUCAAAACAGGGACGGGGACCACGCCACUGUUCAGCACUGCGACCCCGGGAUACACCAUGGCUUCGGGCUCCGUGUACUCGCCGCCUACCCGGCCGCUGCCCAGAAACACGCUGUCGAGAAGCGCUUUCAAGUUCAAGAAGUCCUCCAAGUACUGCAGCUGGAAGUGCACGGCCCUGUGCGCCGUAGGCGUGUCCGUGCUCCUGGCCGUGCUCCUGUCCUACUUCAUAGCAAUGCAUCUCUUCGGCCUCAACUGGCAGCUCCAGCAGACGGAAAACGACACGUUUGAAAACGGAAAGGUGAACUCGGACACCGUGCCCACGCACACCGUGGCGCUGCCUUCUGGCGACAGCGGAAAAUUGGGCGGAUUCACGCAAGAAAAUAACACCAUAGAUUCCGGAGAACUUGAUAUCGGCCGAAGAGCGAUUCAAGAGGUGCCUCCCGGUGUCUUCUGGAGAUCACAGCUCUUUAUCGAUCAGCCACAGUUUCUGAAAUUCAAUAUCUCUCUUCAGAAGGAUGCAUUGAUUGGAGUGUACGGCCGAAAAGGCUUGCCACCUUCCCAUACUCAGUACGACUUUGUCGAGCUCCUGGAUGGCAGCAGGUUGAUCGCGAGAGAGCGGAACCUUCUGGAAUCAGAGCGAGCCGGGCGGCGGGCGCGGUCCGUGAGUCUCCACGAGGCCGGCUUCAUCCAGUACCUGGAUUCUGGCAUCUGGCACCUGGCUUUCUACAACGACGGGAAGAACGCGGAGCAGGUGUCCUUUAACACCAUCGUCAUAGAGUCCGUGGUGGAAUGCCCCCGAAAUUGCCAUGGAAACGGAGAGUGUGUGUCUGGCACUUGCCAUUGUUUCCCGGGAUUUCUGGGUCCGGAUUGUUCGAGAGCAGCCUGCCCCGUGCUGUGCAGCGGCAACGGGCAGUACUCCAAGGGCCGCUGCCUGUGCUUCAGCGGCUGGAAGGGCACCGAGUGCGACGUGCCCACCACGCAGUGCAUCGACCCGCAGUGCGGGGGCCGCGGCAUCUGCAUCAUGGGCUCCUGUGCCUGCAACUCGGGGUACAAAGGCGAGAACUGCGAGGAAGCUGACUGUCUCGACCCUGGCUGUUCGAACCACGGUGUGUGCAUCCAUGGCGAGUGCCACUGCAACCCGGGCUGGGGCGGAAGCAACUGUGAGAUCCUGAAGACCAUGUGUCCAGACCAGUGCUCCGGGCACGGGACGUACCUUCAGGAAAGCGGCUCCUGCACCUGUGACCCUAACUGGACCGGCCCAGACUGCUCAAAUGAAAUCUGCUCCGUGGACUGCGGCUCGCACGGGGUCUGCAUGGGGGGCACGUGUCGCUGCGAAGAAGGCUGGACGGGCCCCACGUGCAAUCAGAGAGCCUGCCACCCUCGCUGCGCGGAGCACGGGACCUGCAAGGACGGCAAGUGCGAGUGCAGCCAGGGCUGGAACGGGGAGCACUGCACCAUCGACGGCCUCACCGACUGCAUGGACCCCGACUGCUGCUUACAGAGCUCCUGCCAAAACCAGCCGUACUGCCGCGGGCGGCCCGACCCGCAGGACGUCAUCGGCCAGAGCCCGCAGUCCCCGUCCCAGCAGGCGGCCAAGUCCUUCUACGAGCGCAUCGGCUUCCUCACCGGGGCCGAGAGCACCCACGUGAUCCCCGGAGAGAGUCCUUUCAACAAGAGCCUCGCGUCCGUCAUCAGAGGCCAAGUGCUAACUGCGGACGGGACGCCACUCAUUGGGGUCAACGUCUCGUUUUUCCAUUACCCAGAGUACGGCUACACCAUCACCCGGCAGGAUGGCAUGUUUGACUUGGUGGCAAAUGGUGGCGCCUCUCUCACUCUGGUGUUUGAGCGAUCCCCGUUCCUCACUCAGUACCACACCGUGUGGAUCCCCUGGAACGUCUUCUAUGUGAUGGACACCCUGGUCAUGAAGAAAGAGGAGAAUGACAUCCCCAGCUGUGAUCUGAGUGGGUUUGUGAGGCCAAAUCCUAUCAUCGUGUCAUCGCCUUUAUCCACCUUCUUCAGGUCUUCUCCUGAGGACAGUCCCAUCAUCCCUGAAACGCAGGUGCUCCAUGAAGAAACCACAAUCCCGGGGACAGACCUGAGGCUGUCCUACCUGAGCUCCAGAGCUGCCGGGUACAAGUCUGUCCUCAAGGUCACCAUGACCCAGGCCGUGAUACCCUUCAACCUGAUGAAGGUCCACCUCAUGGUGGCUGUCGUAGGAAGACUCUUUCAGAAGUGGUUUCCCGCCUCACCCAACUUGGCCUACACCUUCAUAUGGGAUAAAACAGACGCGUAUAAUCAGAAGGUCUACGGUCUGUCUGAAGCUGUCGUGUCGGUGGGAUAUGAGUACGAGUCGUGCUUGGACCUGACCCUGUGGGAGAAGAGAACUGCCAUUUUGCAAGGCUACGAACUGGAUGCCUCCAACAUGGGCGGCUGGACGCUAGAUAAGCAUCACGUGUUGGAUGUUCAGAACGGCAUCCUGUACAAGGGCAACGGGGAGAACCAGUUCAUCUCCCAGCAGCCCCCGGUGGUCAGCAGCAUCAUGGGCAACGGGCGCCGGCGCAGCAUCUCCUGCCCCAGCUGCAACGGGCAGGCGGACGGGAACAAGCUGCUGGCCCCGGUGGCCUUGGCCUGUGGGAUCGACGGCAGCCUGUACGUGGGGGAUUUCAACUACGUCCGCCGGAUAUUCCCUUCCGGAAACGUGACCAGCGUUCUAGAGCUGAGCAGCAACCCAGCUCAUAGAUACUACCUGGCCACCGACCCUGUCACCGGAGACUUGUACGUUUCGGACACUAACACCCGCAGGAUUUAUCGCCCCAAGUCUCUGACGGGGGCGAAGGACUUGACGAAAAAUGCUGACGUGGUCGCGGGGACUGGGGAGCAAUGCCUGCCCUUCGAUGAAGCCAGAUGUGGGGACGGGGGCAAGGCUGUGGAGGCGACACUCAUGAGUCCCAAAGGCAUGGCAAUUGAUAAGAAUGGAUUGAUCUACUUCGUUGAUGGGACCAUGAUCAGAAAAGUUGAUCAGAACGGAAUCAUCUCGACCCUCCUGGGUUCCAAUGACCUGACGUCAGCCAGACCUUUGACCUGCGACACAAGCAUGCACAUCAGCCAGGUGCGUCUGGAGUGGCCCACUGACCUCGCCAUUAACCCCAUGGACAACUCCAUCUACGUGCUGGACAACAACGUGGUCCUGCAGAUCACCGAGAACCGCCAGGUGCGCAUCGCCGCCGGGCGGCCCAUGCACUGCCAGGUCCCGGGGGUGGAGUACUCCGUGGGCAAGCACGCGGUCCAGACGACGCUGGAAUCCGCCACGGCCAUCGCUGUGUCCUACAGUGGGGUCCUAUACAUCACGGAAACCGACGAAAAGAAAAUCAACCGCAUACGGCAGGUCACGACCGACGGGGAGAUCUCCUUGGUGGCCGGGAUACCGUCGGAGUGUGACUGCAAAAACGAUGCCAACUGCGACUGCUAUCAGACUGGCGACGGCUAUGCCAAAGAUGCCAAACUCAGCGCCCCGUCGUCCCUCGCCGCUUCUCCGGAUGGCACCCUGUACAUCGCGGAUCUGGGGAACAUUCGCAUCCGGGCGGUGUCCAAGAACAAGCCUUUCCUCAACUCCAUGAACUUCUAUGAAGUGGCCUCUCCGACCGAUCAGGAACUCUACAUCUUCGACAUCAACGGCACUCACCAGUACACCGUGAGCCUGGUCACGGGGGACUACCUGUACAACUUCAGCUACAGCAACGACAACGACAUCACCGCCGUGACCGACAGCAACGGCAACACCCUCCGCAUUAGGCGGGACCCCAACCGGAUGCCGGUCCGAGUGGUGUCUCCGGACAACCAGGUGAUAUGGCUGACCAUAGGCACCAACGGGUGUCUGAAGAGCAUGACCGCGCAAGGGCUGGAGUUGGUUUUGUUCACUUACCACGGCAACAGCGGCCUGUUGGCCACCAAAAGCGAUGAAACCGGAUGGACAACGUUCUUUGACUACGACAGCGAAGGUCGCCUGACCAACGUCACCUUCCCGACGGGAGUGGUCACCAACCUCCAUGGCGACAUGGACAGGGCCAUCACCGUGGACCUGGAGUCGUCCAGCCGAGACGAGGAUGUCAGCAUCACUUCCAAUCUGUCCUCCAUCGACUCUUUCUACACCAUGGUUCAAGACCAGCUGAGAAACAGCUACCAGAUCGGCUACGACGGCUCCCUGAGGAUCAUCUACGCCAGCGGGCUCGACUCCCACUACCAGACGGAGCCGCACGUGCUGGCCGGCACGGCCAACCCAACCAUGGCCAAGAGGAACAUGACCCUCCCCGGGGAGAACGGCCAGAACCUGGUGGAGUGGAGGUUCCGGAAGGAGCAAGCCCAAGGAAAAGUCAACGUCUUUGGCCGGAAGCUCAGGGUCAACGGCAGGAACCUCCUUUCCGUCGACUUCGAUCGGACCACGAAGACGGAGAAGAUCUACGACGACCACCGCAAGUUCCUGCUGCGGAUCGCCUACGACACGUCCGGGCACCCGACGCUCUGGCUGCCGAGCAGCAAGCUGAUGGCCGUCAACGUCACCUACGCGUCCACCGGGCAGAUCGCCAGCAUCCAGCGGGGCACCACCAGCGAGAAGGUGGACUACGACGGGCAGGGGCGCAUCGUGUCGCGGGUCUUCGCGGAUGGCAAAACGUGGAGUUACACGUACUUGGAAAAGUCCAUGGUGCUCCUGCUGCACAGCCAGCGCCAGUACAUCUUCGAAUACGACCUGUGGGACCGGCUGUCGGCCAUCACCAUGCCCAGCGUGGCGCGCCACACCAUGCAGACCAUCCGCUCCAUCGGCUACUACCGCAACAUCUACAACCCGCCGGAGAGCAACGCCUCCGUCAUCACCGACUACAACGAGGAGGGGCUGCUGCUGCAGACGGCCUUCCUGGGCACCAGCCGGCGGGUCCUGUUCAAGUACCGCAGGCAGACCCGGCUCUCGGAGAUCCUAUACGACAGCACGCGGGUCAGCUUCACCUACGACGAGGCGGCGGGCGUCCUGAAGACGGUGAACCUGCAGAGCGACGGCUUCAUCUGCACCAUCCGGUACCGGCAGAUCGGCCCCCUCAUCGACAGGCAGAUCUUCCGCUUCAGCGAGGACGGGAUGGUCAACGCGCGCUUCGACUACAGCUACGACAACAGCUUCCGCGUGACCAGCAUGCAGGGGGUCAUCAACGAGACGCCGCUGCCCAUCGACCUCUACCAGUUCGACGACAUUUCCGGCAAAGUCGAGCAGUUUGGGAAGUUCGGCGUCAUCUACUACGACAUCAACCAGAUCAUCUCCACGGCCGUGAUGACGUACACCAAGCACUUCGACGCCCACGGCCGCAUCAAGGAGAUUCAGUACGAGAUCUUCCGGUCCCUCAUGUACUGGAUCACCAUCCAGUACGACAACAUGGGCCGGGUCACCAAGAGAGAGAUCAAAAUCGGGCCCUUCGCCAACACCACCAAGUACGCCUACGAGUACGACGUGGACGGCCAGCUGCAGACCGUGUAUCUCAACGAGAAGAUCAUGUGGCGCUACAACUACGACCUGAACGGGAACCUCCACUUGCUGAACCCCAGCAACAGCGCGCGCCUGACCCCGCUCCGCUACGACCUGCGAGACAGGAUCACCCGCCUGGGGGACGUCCAGUACCGGCUGGAUGAAGACGGCUUCCUGCGGCAGAGAGGCACGGAGAUCUUCGAGUACAGCUCCAAGGGGCUCCUCACGCGGGUUUACAGCAAAGGCAGCGGCUGGACCGUCAUCUAUCGGUACGACGGCCUGGGAAGGCGCGUGUCCAGCAAAACCAGCCUGGGACAGCACCUGCAGUUUUUCUACGCCGACCUCAUCUACCCCACGAGGAUCACGCACGUCUACAACCACUCGAGCUCAGAGAUCACCUCCCUCUAUUACGAUCUCCAGGGACAUCUGUUUGCCAUGGAAAUCAGCAGCGGGGAUGAGUUCUACAUCGCCUCGGACAACACCGGGACGCCGCUGGCUGUUUUCAGUAGCAACGGGCUCAUGCUCAAGCAGAUCCAGUACACCGCCUACGGCGAAAUCUACUUCGACUCCAAUAUUGACUUCCAGCUGGUCAUUGGGUUUCAUGGUGGCCUGUAUGACCCACUCACAAAACUGAUCCACUUCGGAGAAAGGGAUUACGACAUUUUGGCAGGACGGUGGACGACGCCUGACAUAGAAAUCUGGAGGAGAAUCGGGAGGGACCCGGCUCCUUUCAACCUGUACAUGUUCAGGAAUAACAAUCCUGCAAGCAAAAUCCAUGACGUGAAAGACUACAUCACAGAUGUUAACAGCUGGCUGGUGACCUUUGGCUUCCACCUGCACAACGCGAUCCCUGGGUUCCCCGUCCCCAAGUUUGACCUGACGGAGCCGUCCUACGAACUGGUGAAGAGUCAGCAGUGGGACGAUGUCCCGCCCAUUUUUGGAGUCCAGCAACAAGUGGCACGGCAGGCCAAGGCCUUCCUGUCCCUGGGGAAGAUGGCAGAGGUCCAGGUGAGCCGGCGCAAGGGCGGCGGCGCGCCGUCGUGGCUGUGGUUCGCCACCGUCAAGUCGCUGAUCGGCAAGGGCGUCAUGCUGGCCGUCAGCCAGGGCCGCGUGCAGACCAACGUGCUCAACAUCGCCAACGAGGACUGCAUCAAGGUGGCGGCCGUGCUCAACAACGCCUUCUACCUGGAGAACCUGCACUUCACCAUCGAGGGCAAGGACACGCACUACUUCAUCAAGACCAGCACGCCCGAGAGCGACCUGGGCACGCUGCGGCUGACCAGCGGCCGCAAGGCCCUGGAGAACGGCAUCAACGUGACCGUGUCGCAGUCCACCACCGUGGUCAACGGCAGGACGCGCAGGUUCGCCGACGUGGAGAUGCAGUUCGGCGCGCUGGCGCUGCACGUGCGCUACGGCAUGACCUUGGACGAGGAGAAGGCGCGCAUCCUGGAGCAGGCGCGGCAGCGCGCACUCGCCCGGGCCUGGGCGCGCGAGCAGCAGCGGGUGCGCGACGGCGAGGAGGGCGCGCGCCUCUGGACGGAGGGCGAGAAGCGGCAGCUGCUGAGCGCGGGCAAGGUGCAGGGCUACGACGGCUACUACGUGCUGUCGGUGGAGCAGUACCCGGAGCUGGCCGACAGCGCCAACAACAUCCAGUUCCUGCGGCAGAGCGAGAUCGGCAAGAGGUAACCCCUUCCCCGCGGGGACGGGGACAGCCUGCGGGAGGGGGCGCGCGGCCCGCCGAACCCCGCCAAGGCUCAGAUCUGUCUGUAGCACAAUCCGACUGGGACUCUCCGGCGCAGAAGAGCCUUCCUCCAGAAUGAGACCGCUAUUUUGAAAAAAAA